Mercenaria mercenaria is the source of this 7238-nucleotide messenger RNA. RefSeq lists its product as uncharacterized. The record is from RefSeq and is a predicted model, not a curated record. Lineage: Eukaryota; Metazoa; Mollusca; Bivalvia; Venerida; Veneridae. Bases 202 to 4926 code for a protein of 1574 amino acids. The transcript has 26 exons. Gene Ontology annotation, cellular component: nuclear envelope; cytoplasm.
GAGAAGAGUGGUGUUUGACAAUUUUCAGUCUUGUAAACAAAAUGUCAUUAAAAGUUUGACUCGGCUGUAUAGUCUUUUUCAAAAUUAUAAACCAGCAAGAUCUUAUAAUCAUGUAUUACUUAUUCAAUCUGGCCAUGGAAAUGUCUACUUUCAGUUUGUAAGUUGAGGUCGACUCCGCCCACCUACGUAACGCUUGGAAACAUGUCAACAAAUACAGCCAAGGCUAAAUCCAAACUGAAGCAACUUAUUAGAAGGAAGAAAAAAGCAAGUCAUGUUGAAAGGGAGCCAAGUGAUGGCCAGAUAGUUGUGUCUCUUAAAGUCCCGACUUUACCAACUAGUAAACCAGAUAUAAACCAAAGCGAUUCAAACAAAACCAUCACAGAUAAGAAAAAAGGAUCAAGAAGUAAACUAAAUAGUAAGAAGAACACACCAGGGAAGAAACAAUCAAGAAGAUUUAGUGAGGGUCGCGAAGUAGAAGACCAAGUGUUACGUAGUCCCAGUCGCCUUGGUUACCGAGAAGAAAUUCCAAUUAUUGUUGAAGGUUCAUGGGAAAAUACAUCACAAGAUUCAAACAGGGAAGAUUUCAAUUUCCUUGACUUAAAAGAUAUAACAACAGAUCAGGAUCAAGAACCUCAUGGUAAAGAUUUAGCUAAGGAAAGUCUUCCAAUAGAAACCAGGGAGAGUGGACAGCAAACUGACUUCCCUGUUACUCCAACUACCCCAGCAUUACCGUCAUCUGAACGUAAAGAACCUCGAAGUGCACACUUUGUUUCAUCUCAUAAAUUCUUACUUGAAAAGGGCAGUUCACCUAAAAAUCCUUACGAGAAAACUGUGUUCUUUGUCAAAUCAUCCCAAAACGGUCACUUAUCAAAGACAGCUAGUCCUGGAGUGACAUACACAACAGGUCAGUCAAGGACAUCAAAAGAUAUCAAUAGAACAGUAAGUGUAAGUCCACCAACAAGAGUUGACUCUGGUUACGACAGUCAUCCUGAAACUAUAAGAAUACCUGCAUCACCUUCGAAAUCUAGGGUACCACCAUAUUCGGAUCGUAACUCUACCACAGCAUCUUCCAGAUACACCUCACCUGGUAGACACAUCACUAGAACUAUAAACGACAGAAAUAUUUCUUAUGAUUCAAAUCGCGUAAAUUCUGACAGUAAGACUGAAGUGAAGUCACCAAUCAUGAAUUUUUACGGCACUGACAUUAUUUCGCCAAUGUCAUCAGCAAGAAAGCAGGAGAAAGAGGACCUCCAGAUGCUGAAUGAAAGGUUCUCAACAUACAUACAAAAGGUUCGUCUUCUUAGUGAACAGAAUAAUAGGCUUGAUGCCAGUACGUUUGUGAAACAGACGAGAAUAUUGGAGGAGGAAGUAGCAAAUCUUAAAACACUGUAUGAAAGAGAACUUGAUGCUAUAAGACAAGAGCUGAAUGCGGUUAACAGGGAAAAAAGUAAUUAUCAAUUACAAUGUGAGAAAAACAAACAAGCAGCAAUAGACUUUGAAAGCAGAAUGGCAGUGGAGACAGAUAAAAAUCGGCGCCUGAUGGAUGACAUAAAUCAGUUACAACAGAAAAACAAUAGUCUGGAAACUGAACUGAUGAACAUACGCCAAGCAGGAGAUGGUCGCUCUGAUUUCAUGCAUCUACAACGGGAAAUGGACAAAAUUAUACGAGAAAAUGAGGACCACAAAAGAAGGCAAGAACAAGAAUCUCUUAUACGCACGGAAGCUGAGGACAGGUGCCACACCCUAACUAAAAAGCUCGAGUUUAAUGAGCAAGUUCACGCUCAACAGAUCGUGGAGCUCCGUGAAAGGUUCGAACAAAGUCAGGCUCUUGUAAUCAGCCUUGAAUCACGACUCUCUCAGGCAAUAAAGAAUGACAUAGCUAUUCCUGAAGUACUCAAACAGGUCCGGGAACAAGCCGAACAUGAACUCAAACGAUACCAGCUUGAAUCUGAAGAAAAUUAUACAAGAAACAUAUCUGCAUUAAAAUGUCAAAUGGACAAUGAUGCCCACAACAUAGAGAGAUUGUCAAGUGAGAAAUCACAAUUGCAAGGUCAGAUAGGAGAACUCAAUGCUAAAAUAAGGAACUUGGAGGGACAGGUAAUGACUUUAGAACAUCAGCGAGGGACAGUAGAAGAUCUGAUCAAGCAAGAACGAGAUCGCUCCUCACAACAACUGCAGGAAAUGAAUCUAAAACUCCAUGAUAUGCAGGAGCUUGUUUUCACCAAGAUGCGUGAAGCGAGUUCAGAGAGAGAUCUGCAUGUUCCCCUGAAAGCUGAGAUUGAGGCCAUAAAGAUUCUGUUGGAGGAAGAAGAAAGAAGAUUGCAGUUAAGGUUACCUAUGCCAUUUCCUGUACUAAAAGGAAUGAAUACUAGUCCUUUACUAAAGGUAAUGUAUACUAGUCAUGUACUAAAGGAAAUGAAUACUAGUCCAGUACUAAAGGAAAUGAAUACUAGCCCUUUAUUAAAGGGAAUGAAUACUAGUCCUGUACUAAAGGAAAUAGAUACUAGUCCUGUACUAAAGGGAAUGAAUACUAGUCCAGUACUCAAGGGAAUGAAUAUUAAUCCUGUUCUAAAGGAAAUGAAUACUAGUCCUGUACUAAAGGUAAUGAAUACUAGUCCUGUACUAAAGGGAAUGAAUACUAAUCCUGUACUAAAGGGAAUGAAUACUAGUCCAGUACUAAAGGGAAUGAAUACUAGUCCAGUACUAAAGGAAAUGAAUACUAGUCCUGGAAUGAAUACUAGUCCUGUACUUAAGGGAAUGAAUACUAGUCCAGUACUAAAGGGAAUGGAUACUAGUCAAGUACUAAAGGAAAUGAAUACUAGUCCUGUACUAAAGGGAAUGAAUAUUAGUCCUGUGCUAAAGUUAAUGAAUACUAGUCCUGUACUAAAGGAAAUGAGUAUUAGUCCUGUACUAAAGGGAAUGAAUACUAGUACUGUACUAAUGGGAAUGAAUACUAGUCCUGUACUGAAGGGAAUGAAUAUGAGCCCAAUACUAAAGGGAAUGAUUAUAAGCCCAAUUAUUAAUUUUAAUGUGAUCGAUAUAGACAUUUUUAAAUCAUCAAAAAUGAAGAUUCGUCAGCCUACAUUGUUAAUGUAUAGUGACAACUUAAAGUUUAUAAAGAAGGAUAAUGUGAUACGAUUAGCUAAAUUGAGACAGGAAGUUUGCCCAGGGGAUGAAAUUGUGAUAAAACCUUUGAGAUUACAGCUCCCAAUAACUGCAACUCACCCACUACCCCAGACCUUUAGUACAGGAGUCCCACUGACCCUCCCCGCAGUCUCAGCCCCCAUCAGUCAACCACAGCCAGACUAUGUCUCAUCUCCAACACAGCUCCACACUGCCACAGAAAAUGCAUUUGCUACCCAAAGUUCAGCAUAUACUCAACAAUAUGGGGAGCAGACAUCUCAAGGGGAGCCACUCUUCACUCAUGUACCCAUGCAAAGCUCCACAGACCCAGGUUCAACAGACUUCAUAGGUGCUUCCAAGUACACAUAUGAGACUUCACCAAGUUUGAACCGGUUACAGAUUGACUCCCCACCGAGAACAUCGCCUCGAGCCAUCGGGCCUAUUUCUAGAGCAAAAUCUGCACCAGUGAGACCAGGGUCAUCUGUUCAAGUUGUGCCAACAAAGUUAGGCCAGGGGAAGGACUAUUUUGAUGAAAUGUUCAGGGACCUUACUAGAGAAACUCUGUACACACAAACACGCCCUAAAAGUAGUCCUAUGGAAAGGCCUCCAAGUGCGAAGCAAAGAGAACGUCCAUCAAGCAGAUCUGAAUUCCUUGAAAUGGUUACUCAGCAACAGCCUAUAUUGGCUCCCUCAGCACCAGAAAUGACAGAGCAAGUAGAGAGACCACGCAGUGCUGCCUCUGAUCGGGUAGAUCCAGUGCCUGAGCCCAGACCUGCUGACCGUCCGCAGAGUUCAGUGUUCCAUGACUACACAACUUCAACAUCAAGAAUUGAACCCUUGAAGCAUGUAUCAAGUGCUGUUGGUGAUAUCAAGAUUCUGGAAGUGAACCAGGACGGGAAAUUUAUACGACUCUUCAAUGAAGGAAAACAGGAAAUAGAGUUUGGAGGCUACAUGAUACAGCAGAAUGUUGGAGGUCAUCCUGUUGCCGUGUUCCGGUUCCCACCAAGGACGAAAUUUGCAGCAGAAUGUACUAUUACUAUAUGGUCUGGUUCCCAGGAUCCUAUAGAGCACCAACCACCAAAAGAUUUUGUAUGGAGGGAACAACAGAAAUGGGGAACAGGUCCUGAGUGUACAACAAUUUUGUGUAAACCAAAUGGGCAGGCUAUAGCAUGGAUGACAGCAGCUCACAGAUUUACAAAGAACCUUUAUGAGGAUAGUUUAACAGGUUCACCAACUGAACAAGCUCCAAUACCAGACACUGGGGUACCAAUGACAAGUCAAGAUGAGAUCUUAACUGAGAUGAAUGUCAACUUGAAUGAACCUAAACCAGAACCUGUCUACCUAGCGAUGCUAAUGUUGUUAAUUUUCAGAGAGAAGCAGUCCCCACCCUCAUUGAAUGCCCAGAAACAUCCUCAUGGUACAAGUCCUGGCAAGGACACACAUCCCCACAUAGGGCAGCCACGCCCAUUCACCUAUGGCAAUGAUAAUAGCAGUGUAAACAGGCAGUCCAGAGUACAGUCAACAAGACCAGACCCCAUUCCAGGUCAGCCAUAUGCAGGGGGAUCAGCAACUAGAAUUGGAAGUGCACCACUUAGAAAAUACAAAAGUACAGCAAGUACUGGUACCAUACGAGGAAGUGGAGGAAUAGCCAAUCGCAGCGAACCUGGCAUGACCUCAGAACCUCCAAACCCCUUCCAGACCCCACACCGACGUUUCGAGAAGGGCAUGGAGCAGAUACAGUCACAACAUCAUGUUAGUUUCAACCCACCUAUGCCACGCCCACCAUUGUUCUCAACCUGGUAACCAUGACAACAUCAUAUAUACAAACACUUACAGAAACUAUGAGAAUGUAGCUCUAAAAUGUGAUGUAACAGAGGAAAAGGGGGAUUUCACUAGUCACAAGAAAAUUAUUUCAUCUUAUAUUGGCAAAACUGUUGUAACCUGCCACUUGAAUAUGUGUGUAGUUACAAUAGUUCUGUUCAGAUUUGAAUAGUUUACUGUUUCACAAAAGGACAGUAUGACUGUAUUUCACUGGUGUUAACAGUAUACAGAUUCCACUGUAUUUGAUAACUACUAACCACAAGAACAAACAAAGUUGAUUUUUUCUUUAUUUCACAACUAUCACUAACACGAUUGUCAUGAUAGACAGAAAAUGAAAAAAAAUACAAGUAGCAUGAAAUGAAAGAAUCAGUUUCUCUUUUUCAUACAAUGUCAUAUUAUUAAGAUAUUCUCACUUAGGUCAUGGCCAUGUUACCAGGAAAUUUAAUGUAGUUUUAUUUUCAUGAUAAAUCAGGACUUGUGCAUUUAUUCAUUGUACUCAGAGUUGUUGUUUUUGCUAAGGUUGAUUGUUGUUUAUAUUGUUGUUUUACAACAACAUGUAGUUUUAUUUCUGUGUUUUGAAUGCUGGUUUAUAUGUUUGAUAUACAACCUUUAUGCCAAAUGAUCAACAUUGUGCUUAUUACUGAUAGUAAGGUCAGUCAAUUAAAUUGUCAUUUUUUAAAUGAAAAAAAAACAAGCACACUCAGAGCAACCUGUCGAUGGCAAACACCAGUGAAACGGUGUUGCUGUCAAGCUAUUUGCAGAAUUUCAGCUGUGUAUAAGCUUGCAGGGAUAUGUUUACCCUACAGAUCUGAUGUUUUUUUAAUACAGAUUUGAUUGUAUUACAAAUUUCACAAUCUUUUUCAAAAUAACAAAAAAAUUGAAGAAAGAUAAUCGCUUCUUUUUGGUCUAUGAAAUUGUCAUAUAUCUAAGUAUUAGAAAUGGCUUUUUAUACAUCAAAAUGGCUUAGCAAUCACUGUUUGUGAACCUUUGGUAUUUGCGUGACCAGUAUUUUGACUGUUACUGAUAUUGUUGCAUGCUUAUAGAAAAUAGUGCUUGGUAUUUUUAAAGUGACAAGUUCAAAUUUAUUUAUUCUAUGCAAAUUUAGAGCAAAAAGGGCAAACUGUUUGCAUUAUUUGUUAUACCAGUAAUAUUAUGUAAUUGUUAUUUAAGAUAUAAGUGAACUGUUACACUGUUAUAAAUGCUUGUGAAAGGUUCCGUGAGUCACAUGCAAAGAAGUAAGAAUUCAUUUAAUAUUAAUUUUGUUUUAAAACUGAGAAAAAUGUAAGCCCAGUUGCAAAAUUUCAAACAUCUUGUGGUUUAAAAAGAAAUAGUUUGAAAGUUUUUUAUAUGUGUGGUGUAAUGUAUUCAGCUCUCGCAUGUCAUAAGUCUUGUCUGUCCAUUUAAAAUAAAAUCAAACUGCAUUUUUCUCUGUGAUAAGUUAUAUACCAUGUAACUAUGUUACGAAAAAGUUCAGACUGGGGUUCUGUAUUUGCAGUUGUCGAGUACUCUAUGUACUUGACAUUUUACAGUUAUGAGCGUAGAAUACAAAUAUUUAGUGCUUUUGUAGAAAAAAGAUUUAGACCUAUUGUUUACUUGGUACGGUUCAUUUUUGACCAUGUGCAUUGUUUCGCUCCGUCCAUUGUAGAUUUUUCUAUUUUGAGAUUUGGUUGACAUAAAAAAGCGAUUUUCUGUGAUAUUUUUGUUACUUUGUACUGUUUUUAGGAGUUAUUAUUUAAUAUACUUAUAUUUUCAUAUAUAUUAUUGUUUCAUUUGGUAUAAUAGUUAGGACAUUUAUAUUAAUUUUGCCAUUAUUCACAUGAUCAUCUUACAUGUAUGUUUAUUUUGAAGCUUUUUAUUAACUAUUCCAAUUUUAAAUUUAGUGCAUUGUUUUUCUUUUCUGUUAGUGGCAUGUUUAAGUUUGGCUUUAUUUAGACAUUUUGAUGUUGUAUUAUUUAAAGCUAUUUAAGAGGGCUUUCCUAAAAUAGUGACGUUGCUCUUACAUUUUUGAGGAAAUACCGGGCCUGUUUGUAGUCAGCUAAUGUACUGUUAUACUAAACAGCUUAUAAUGUACUAGUGAUUUUUUACAAAUAAUUCCGUUUUCAUUUAUUAAACUAUUAAUGAUAUCUAGAACAGUUUGGUUUCUUUCCUUAGUUUAUGAAAAUAAGCAACAUAUUUGUACGAGAAUAAUUAUUGUUACUGAAGCUUCAUGUAGAGAAAUCUUAUUAUCCAACUUGUAGGAAGUUAAACAUAUUAAAUAUAAUUACUAUUUUUCCAAUUAAACAGUCUUAAAGAAA